AUGCCCUGCCUCCUUCCAGAUUAUUCAUGCCGCAACAACUCGCCUCUGACAUCAGGGUGGGACAGAGGUGCAGGUUAUAAAGCGGAUUUAUUGGCACCGGCGCGGAACAGCAUCACAUUCACAAAGCGGAUGGAGAAAUUUACAUUGCAGUGUAUGAACCUGGAGAUAGCGGAGAACCUGUUGAAGCACAGGACCGAUGGCUUCAGCGACUCCAAAGCCCUGGUGGUCCGGAGAGGAGCCCCCUUUAGGGUCAGCCUGAAACUGAGUGGACGGCCGCUCAACCCCAAGACGGACUCGCUCAAGAUCAAGAUCAUGCUCGGUCGCCUGUACGCCAUCGUGCCCGUGACCCACAGCCAGGUGCAGUCUGCAGGGUCUCAGUGGAGCGCCCACAUGGACCUGUCCUCUCUGAAGGAGCCCUCGGUGCACAUCCGCUCCCCUGCCUCUGCUCCGGUGGGCCAGUACCACUUUGUGCUCUGCGUCUUCACUAAAGAUACCGGCCGCAAGCUCUGCACUUUGGGGAAGUUCAUUCUGCUCUGCAACCCCUGGUGCCAAGAGGACUCAGUGUUUAUCCCAUUUGAGGAUCAGAGACAGGAGUUUGUUCUGAACGACUCGGGCCUGCUGUUCAUGGGGACUGCUAUGAACCUGGUGCCACGUCCAUGGUCUUUUGAUCAGUUUGAGUCUGGGGUCUUGGAGGCCUGUCUGAACCUCCUGGAUGUGAGCCCCCAUCACCAGCAAAACCGUAAAAUGGAUCAUCUGAACCGUAACGACCCGGUGUACCUGAGCCGUGUGGUUUCUGCGAUGAUAAACUCAGAAGAUGACCGCGGGGUUCUCAAAGGGAACUGGUCUGCAGACUUCAAACAGGGCAUGCACCCGUCUCUGUGGACCGGCAGCGGAGACAUCCUGAGGCAGUGGGCCGAGUCCGGCUUCAGCCCGGUCAAGUACGGACAGUGCUGGGUGUUCGCUGCCGUCAUGUGCACAGUGAUGCGGGUGCUGGGCGUUCCCUGUCGCGUCGUCACCAACUACAACUCGGCUCACGACACCAACAACAACCUGGUGAUCGAGGAGCUUUACAGCAAAACUGGAAUCAAGCUCAACGGCAGCAGGGACAGCAUUUGGAACUUCCAUGUGUGGGUGGAGUGCUGGAUGACCCGACCGGAUCUGGGAUCAGCCAUGGACGGGUGGCAGGUGUUGGACCCCACUCCUCAAGAGAGAAGCGGAGGAGUGUUCUGCUGCGGUCCCGCUCCGGUCAAAGCCGUCCACGAUCGCCGCAUAGACUUGAUUUACGACGUGCCGUUUGUGUGCGCCGAGGUGAACGCAGACGUGCACACCAUCAUCGUGGACCAGGGCCGGGUGCUCAGCGUGAACAAGGACACGGAGAGGGUGGGGGCGCUGAUCUGCACCAAGGCUGUGGGCUUCCCCAGAGUCCAGAACAUCACUGGGAAUUACAAACUCAUCCAAAGCCCGACAUCUACUCUGUCAUCGAGAAGUUCAAGGAGCUCUGAAGAUUCCACAUUGAGAAGAGCUGCGACUGCAUCAAAGGGCGUACUGGUCUUCUUGACUUUAGACAAAGCUGCGGUGUCUGGAGAACCCAUCCGCUUCACUGUGAAAAUCAUGAACCAACAGAAGAGGUCCAAGCGUUUGAAAAUGCACAUGAACGCCCAGGCCAAAGAGUACAACCACAGCCCCUCCGACACCUUCUGGGAGUCCCACGGCGUCAUCCAGAUGGGCCCUGCUGAAGUCAAAACGAUCCAGCAGCAGAUUCUCCCGGUGCAGUACGAGGACGUGGUGGGAGACGAUCUGAUAAACCUGGCCGUGGUCGUGGAGGACGUGGCGUCUCAAGAACAGGCGCUGGCCACCGAGGAGUUCAACAUCUCCAGCCCAGAACUCAUAAUCCAGGUCGCAGAUGAAAGCUCGGUGGUGGUGCACAGACUGCAGACGGCCACGGUCACCUUCACAAACCCCUUCACUCAUCCUGUGAGCGGGGUCUUGAUCGUCGCGGGGGCGGGACUCCUCCAGAACAGAGCCUCCUUCAGGAUGCCUCCUCUAAAAGCUGGAGGGAAAGUGGAGCAGACCAUCACGUUUACUCCCCGAAUGGUUGGAACCAAGAUGUUACACGUCAACCUGAUGCUCUCCGACGUCAGGUGCUCCGUCAAAGGCUUCAAGAUGCUCGUUGUGGCGCGCAGCUAA
Molecule: messenger RNA, 2187 nt
Organism: Knipowitschia caucasica
Lineage: Eukaryota; Metazoa; Chordata; Actinopteri; Gobiiformes; Gobiidae
Source: the annotation of a GenBank genome assembly